AUGGUACGGCACAUGUUCCUGCCCUUCUACUCCAAGGAGAGAGGCCCUCCGCGGAUUCGUAUGCAAGUCAUGGGCGUGAAAGGCAAGCGCUUCUACAAAAUCGUCGCCGCGAACCAGCGCGACCCGCGCGACGGGAAGCACAUGGAGGUGUUGGGCAGCUACGUUCCUUGCACGCCGUCGGGCGUGGAGGAGCUGCGGCUGCGGUUCUCCCGCAUCAAGUUCUGGCUCGCGGCGGGCGCCGCCUUCAACCCCAAGAUGGCGAGUCUCCUGGGCAACGCGGGCCUCGUUCCCGUCCCACCUCCCAUGUUCGGCUGGCGGACCAAGGCGCGGUAUUCUCUCCUCGAGAGCGUCAUGCAGCAGCAAGAGAAAAUGAGAGAAAAGCAGCUGCGGGAGUACUUCAAGGUCGCCGAGCCAGUGGUUUACCAGCGCGCGGCCGACGCCGAGGACGGAGAAGAGGACGCAGGCGAGAAGGGGGCCGCUGCAGAGAAGGAGCGCGUGCGGAAGAUUCUGCGAUGA
Messenger RNA from Besnoitia besnoiti, 516 nucleotides. Its product is annotated as putative 30S ribosomal protein S16. Bases 1 to 516 code for a protein of 171 amino acids. Gene Ontology annotation, molecular function: structural constituent of ribosome. Gene Ontology annotation, biological process: mitochondrial translation. Gene Ontology annotation, cellular component: small ribosomal subunit; ribosome. NCBI's taxonomy places the organism in Eukaryota, Apicomplexa, Conoidasida, Eucoccidiorida, Sarcocystidae. The transcript is spliced from 3 exons. The record is from RefSeq and is a predicted model, not a curated record.